This is a messenger RNA of Impatiens glandulifera, 1829 nucleotides long. Its product is annotated as AT-hook motif nuclear-localized protein 7-like. The record is from RefSeq and is a predicted model, not a curated record. The coding region runs from base 402 to 1457 and encodes 351 amino acids. NCBI's taxonomy places the organism in Eukaryota, Viridiplantae, Streptophyta, Magnoliopsida, Ericales, Balsaminaceae. Gene Ontology annotation, molecular function: minor groove of adenine-thymine-rich DNA binding. The transcript has 5 exons.
UUUCCUCCAAUUUCCCCACUUUAUUUUUCUGCUUUCCCUCUUUUCCUCAAAAACCCUAAUUUCCAUAUCUGCAAAGCAUUUUCUCAAAGCCAAAGCAGCAAUUGUUUUACUUAUUUAAAAAAAAAAAAACAUUUCUGAAAAUUCAGCUCCCUCCAUCGAAGCUCUGUGCAUGUUCAUGGCGGUCUACCUCUGCUUUGAAACAUAGUACAGUAGUUUGUUUGUACUUUGUAUUUCGCCUGAAUCUAAGUAUAAGAACAGUAGUCAAGUUCUGGGAUAGAUCUUUGUAGAUUCCGUUUCAUAAGAUCUUUGAUUUCUCCUUUAAUCUGUCGUGUUCGUUGAUUUCCAGUUGGGUAUCAGGAAAGAUUGAUAAUUUUUUAAGGGUAUUUUGUACACUUCUAUGAAUGGAGGCAACAGAAGGAAACAACAAUUCUGGGUUCACUGUGAGAGGAGAUGAAGCUCCAGACAGCUACAGGUUGGCUCCGAGGAGUGAGAAACAUGAUCAAUCGAGAGGAUCAAAUAUGGCGGCGCCGGCAUUGAUUUAUACGCCGGUAAGCUUGGGUACGGACGUGCUGAUGAAGAAGAAAAAGAAGAGGGGGAGACCGAGAAAAUACGAUCAAGACGGGACAAGAAUUGCGAUUUCCCCGAUGCCCAUUUCAGCUGCAGUUCCUCUUGGUGGUGGAGGGGACUAUUCUUCUUCUGCUUCUGCUUGGAAACAGGAUCGUCCAGUUGUAGACCCAUUCAAGAAGAAGAAGGCGAAAUUGGAUUUUGGGUUUGGUAACAUAGGUGGUGAUGGCCAGGGCAUGCCUUAUUCAUUUAGUGCCAAUUUUACACCCCAUGUUCUCACUGUUAAUACUGGCGAGGAUGUAUCAAUGAGAAUCAUCUCAUUUUCUCAACAAAGCUCCAGGGCUAUUUGCAUUCUUGCAGCAAAUGGUGCAGUCUCGAACGUCACUCUACGACAACAUAAUUCUUCUGGUGGUACUAUGACAUAUGAGGGUAUGUUUGAGAUACUUUCUUUAACCGGGUCCUUUAUGGCUACUGAUGAUGGAGUGACAAAGAGCAGAUCAGGAGGAAUGAGCAUUUGUUUGGCUGGUCCAGAUGGACGUGUUUUUGGAGGUGGACUUGCUGGCCUUUUAGUGGCUGCAGUUCCUGUCCAGGUUGUGAUUGGGAGCUUUUUAUCGGGCAACAACCAGGUUGAGGAGAAAGAGAAGAAGCAGAAAUCUGAAUUCACAAUAAACUAUUCAACCUCUGUCCAGACUAAUCAUAACGCCUCAUCAGGAAAUGGAACAGAAGGAUCUUUCAGCAUUCCUAGGCCGAACCAAACUCCUCACUCGUCCUACCAUGGAACUGACGUAAUUAAUCCAACCCCUUUGAACAGCAGGCCAAUUUCUAAUUCAACAGCUCCAAACAUUAUUUCAUUUGGCAGAGAAGAAUCUGAGAAUUGCAAGAUCUCUUGCUGAUUACUUUGUGCAGUUUGUAAUGGAAGGAGGAGAAAUAUGUUCUGUUACUUACCUGAUCCCUUUAGAUAACAACAUAGUUUCUUUUUUAAGGUUCAUGUCUGUCUGUCUGUGUGUCUGUCUUAGACUUUUAGGCUGUGUUGUAUUCUCUUAGGUGUUAUGCCUUGGCUAUGCUUUGUUCUCGAGUAUUGUGUUGUGUUGUGCGCUUGUCCUUUAGAAAUAUUUAUAGCAUAAUGGGUCUUUUAUGUUUCAGUUUUUAUUACUAUUGUCUGAAGACUGUUAAUUAGCGUAAUAUUUUUAUUUUAUCAUAUUUAUGCGAUGAAUAGGUUGCACAAAAUAUGAAGACUUGGUAUGCUGAUGUUUUGUUUGAAGUCU